Messenger RNA from Neopelma chrysocephalum (saffron-crested tyrant-manakin), 1374 nucleotides. RefSeq names its product leucine rich repeat containing 46 (gene LRRC46). Lineage: Eukaryota; Metazoa; Chordata; Aves; Passeriformes; Pipridae. Bases 428 to 1354 code for a protein of 308 amino acids. Gene Ontology annotation, molecular function: protein binding. The transcript has 8 exons. The record is from RefSeq and is a predicted model, not a curated record.
GCUCCCUGAUCCAACCUCGGGGGUCCCUGAGCCCCCAAACCUGGGCAACCAGCACCUGGAGAGCUCCCUGACCCAACCUCGGGGGUCCCUGAGCCGCAAACCUGAGCCCCCAAAGCCCCGUGGGACCGGAGGAGCUCCCCAAGAGUCUCUGAGGUCCCCAGGCUGGGGGUCCUGGUCCCUGUGAUCCCCCAGCUCCGCUUCGGUGACUCCACAGCCCCCUGGAUACAGGGACCCUCUGCCCCACCUGGGGGUCCCAGCUCUGACCCCCCACCAUCCCAACACUCCUGUCCCCAUUCCACAGAUCCCUCCCAUUCCACAGAUUUCUGCCUCCCCUUUCGCUCAGACCCUUCCCCUUUCAGCCCCCCCCCCAGACACCCACCCGAGGGCACGAGGAGGGGACAAGGACCCCCCCAGGCCACCCCCUGCCAUGGCUGGGCAGGAGGAGAAGACCCUUUGUGGGGACCGUGAGGGGACGUCCCCAGGAGUGACCCUCAGCGACAGCCUCGUCCUCACCAGGAGCAGAUCCACGGAGCUGCUGCCCCCCUCCGCCAUCCGCCUGGACCGGGAGAACAUCUCCUCCAUCGGGAAGCUCCAGGAUCAGGGAGGGAUCCACAGCCUCUACCUGCAGCAGAACAAAAUCGAGAGGAUCGAGAAUUUGGGCUCUUUUCCCAACCUGAGGUUCCUCUGCCUGGCUGGAAACCGCAUCCAGAGGGUGGAGAACCUUCAGCCCCUGCCUCACCUGUGUGCCCUGGACCUGUCCCACAACCUCAUCCAGGUGCUGGACACAGAGGAGCUGCCCCGGAGCCUCCAAAUCCUGGAUUUAACGGGAAACGAGUGCACCCGGCAGCAGGGAUACAGGGAGCUGGUGUUGGGAGCGCUGCCCCACCUCCUGCAGCUGGAUGCCCGGCCCCUCCGUGGCAAGGAAGAGGAGGGAGGAGGCUCUUCCCGUGGCGAGGAUGAGGAUGAUGAGCUGCUCCCCGAGCCCAGCGGCCCCUUCACCGUGGACAAAGGUUUCUUCGCGGAUCUGCGCCGGGAGCUGGCCGGGCGCUCCCAGCGGCGGCGGAGGGAGACGCUGGAGGAGCACCGGGAGCGGCUGGAGGAGCUGCAGGAACGCCGGGAUCUGCUGCUGAGCCGGGAUCGGGAUCGGGAUGGAGCCCCCGGCCCCGCGGCCCCGCAGCCCCGGCAGGGCCAUUCCCGGCCCCGGGCACAGCCAGGGACACCCGUCCCGGGAUCCCGCGGGUCCCAGCGAGCUCCUGGUGGCGUCCAGUCCCGGAGCAAAGCUCUGGAGAAGGAGACUGGUUCCAAAGGAACAGGGAAUAGGCAGUUAUCCCAAAUAUCCCGUGGCCGGGAGUAAAGGUUUUGUUCCCACCCCAA